This is a messenger RNA of Anoplophora glabripennis (Asian longhorned beetle), 3725 nucleotides long. RefSeq names its product ankyrin-3-like. The transcript has 2 exons. NCBI's taxonomy places the organism in Eukaryota, Metazoa, Arthropoda, Insecta, Coleoptera, Cerambycidae. The record is from RefSeq and is a predicted model, not a curated record. Gene Ontology annotation, molecular function: protein binding. The coding region runs from base 122 to 3586 and encodes 1154 amino acids.
UUGUAUUUAUUUAGGACUUGUUUUCCUGUAAUCAGCAUUUUUACAACGCAGUGCAAAUAACAUAUUACGGAUUUUUUAAUAAUUAAUCAUCUCUUGUCGCUUUAUCAGAAUUAUCGUCGCAAUGGAAAUGAAGACGACUUACUAUUUUUAUGAUGACAAAUUUUGGAUUCCAGUUCCGACAGGAUCAGACAACAACAGUUUCUACCAUUCUAUCUAUGGGAAAAGAAACAAUGAAAGUGAACCUUAUAUCGACCAAUACGCCGCUGACAAACGUACAAAUUGGUCACACUGCCUGACCUCUCUUAAAAACAAGUCAUCAACAAUGAUACCAGGCCUAAUCGAUAUAUUAAGGAGAUGCUUCUCGGCGUACGAAAAAUACAAACAUUCAUCUGUCGAAGACGAGGCUCAGCUUGCACAAUAUGCUUCUGAUAUUGAAGCAGCACAAGAACCAGUUAAGAUAGAAGAAGUUACAUUUUUGGCAACGUUUGUUAAUAUGAAAAUCGUUCUACUCUCAAAAAAUGGAACUAAUAGAAUUGUGGAACCGGAUCAUGAAAUUAUUGAGAGUACUUCGAUCACACGUUUUUCCAACUACUUUCAAAGAUUAAAAAUAGAAGAAGUGUUGAGUCUAGACGGAAAUAUAUUUUCCAAAGUUGUAAUUGCUGAUGAGAACUUCAUAAGAAAGGAACAAGUGGAGUAUCUGGAGGCUUAUUGGAUACGCAGUCUGAAUCUUGAGGAUUCGGUUAGAAAUAAGUGUGAGAGAUACGCCAAGGCCUUGUUGAAUAAAAUGUCUUCUUGGAUAGAAGUUUGUCACCAUUUGAAAAAUCGUCUUACGAAUAUUUAUCCGCAAAUGAUGGCGGAAAUUUUCCAAGAGAAUAAUCUUCAGAGUGAAAGAUCGGAAUGGAACGGGUGUAAAGAGUUUGUAAGCGUAGAUGGAGACGAACCGAAUUUGCCUGAGAAGAUGAGUUUAAUAAAAUUCUAUGAUCUAUUCAUCGAGAAAAAGCGUAAUAUUUUCGUGAAUACAGAAAAUGUUAAUGGUGAAAAUUAUGCGCAAUUUGAAGAAUGCCUAGCUAGUCAUCGAAUUCUAGCCUUGGAAGCCGUUUUAGACAAAGCAAAAUGUGAACUUUUUACGUGUUACCAGCGGGAGAGCGAAAACUUCGAGGCGAAGCUGUUAAAGUUUGGAAUUGUAAAAAAAUCAGAUGACAAAUUCCAUUUCACCCACGACACAUUCCAAGAAUAUUUCUUUGCCGAAAGCAUACUAAAGGAAUUGCGACUUCAAAACCAAGGAGCGGACUUUCAGAAGUUCCUAUUUGAAGAAAUAUUUUCAUCCACGGAAUAUGCUGCUACGAGAGCUUUCAUUGAUAGUCGGCUCCGAACAACAACGGAUUCAUUACCUUCGAACAUAUUCCAGAAUUAUCAGUCGCUAAAGUACGAUGUCGAUUUCAAAAAACACCACUUACAGUGUACCAUCCACUUGCUGGCGAAAGAAGGCUGCCUAGGGAUCCUCCAGCUCCUAUUAAAGUGCAUCAAUUUCAGACCUGUCAGAGGGAAAAAAAUAGAAAUCAUACAUAACGCGACUGAGCUGGACAAAGACACCAGGGAACACAUUUUCGGUAACUCGUUGAAUGUGUUACGGUACCUUACUCGACACGGAGGAGUUAACAUUAAGGAUAAGCAAGAGAACAUGCCACUGCACUACGCCGCUGAAAAGGGACACUUCGACACGGUUAAGUUUCUUUUAGAACAAGGCGCAAAUAUCAACGGUCCUGGCAGCCGACGUCAAACGCCGCUACAUUUCGCUGCUUUCGGGGGCCGUUUAAAUAUAGUCAAAUUCCUGGUUGAGAGCAACGCCAACACCGAUAGCAGAGCAUGGGACGGCACAGCUCUCCACUUAGCCAUUUCUGGCGACCACUUCGACAUCGUCAAGUACCUUGCGGAAAACAGUGGCAAAAAUAUGAUUACAAACGGCAGGUACGAAACGAUUCUUGACUUAGCAGCUAGGGAAGGACGGCUGGACUUUGUUCGGCUUCUUGUGGAACAUGGUGACGAUGGCGACAAUGUUAGAGCUCUUCAUCUGGCUCUUUACGGGAACCACAUGGAUGUCGUUGAAUACCUCGUGGAUCGCGGUGUGGACAUCAACACCAAAUGCUGUUCAAGCCUUAGUUAUACCGACGGGCAGAGGUUUACGACAUUGCAUGUUGCCGUUUCAAAGGGUAACUUAGAAGCCCUUAAAUUUCUUUUACAACGCGGCGCAAACGCUAAAGUUAAAUGCGGCAAGGACAACACACCGCUACACCUCGCUGUUUCUUAUGGAGAUAACGUGGAGAUAGUCAAGUGCCUUGUAGAAUUCGGUGCAGAUUUAAACGCUACCGACGAAAAUGGAUGUACAGCUUUAUAUUUAGCCGUCGAAAGAUGCCGGACAAACACAGUCAAGUACCUUUUACAGCGCGGUGCAAACAGGAACAUCACGGACAAUGAAGGCUACUCUGCGCUACAUAUUGCUGCUCGCGAGAACUACCUCGACUCAGUUAAAUUGCUUGUGGAGGCAGCAGCGGAUGUUAACGCAACAGACUACUACGGGAAAACAGCGCUGCAUUUUGCCGUUUCAGGAGAUACGAGUAAUUUAGACAUUGUCAAGUGCCUUGUUGAGAAUGAGGCAAAUGUAAUUAUUAGAGACAGCGAGGGCAACACACCGUUGCAUCUAGCAGUGGAUGAAGACGUAAAUGAAAACAAUCCAGACAUUGUACGUGUACUUGCAAAGUGCGGUGGAAUUAAUAUCAGAAACUUUUCGGGUGAAACAGCCCUGCAUCUAGCCGCCUACAAUGACUUGGAUGCUGUUAAAGUCCUGGUGCAGGAGGGUGCGGACAUCAACAUACUAGAUUUUAAAAACCACACGCCUCUUCAUAUUGCCGUAUCCCAAGACAGCUUAAACAUCGUCGAGUUCCUUUUACAAAAUGGGGCACACGCCGAUUUUAAAGACGAACACGGCUGCAGCACCGCAUUGCACUUCGCAGCGUUAAGAUGUGGGUUGGAAACGUUUAAGUUCUUUUUGGAACGGGAACCAGGGUUUAAUAUUACGGGUAGCGACGGGACCACAGUCCUUCUUCUAGCCGCCGAGAGAGACCUCUUGGAUAUAUUCCGGUUCAUUAUAGAACGUGGUGCUGACAUUAACGGUACACAAGAAGGCCGCACAGCUUUGCACGUGGCUGCAAAAGGGUAUAAAGUGGAAAACGUCGAGUUCCUUGUUGAGGCGGGUAUGGACGUCAACGCUAGAGAUAAGCAGGGUCGGACACCGCUGCAUUUCGCUGCAGGACACGGUUGGGCGCCAGUCGUAAAAUUCUUCAUUGGACGUGUUGAGGACGUUAAUGUAAGGGAUAGUCAGGGUCGUACUCCAAUACAUUCAGCUACUCUUAGGGAUAGGUUAGACGCUGUGAAAGACCUCGUGGAGGCUGGUGCAGACGUUACAAUAUGCGACAACGACGGCUUUACAGCCUUGAAUUUUGCUAAGUUAUGGCUUCCGCUUUCCACAAAUUUAGCGUGGUAUCUGGAGUCACAAAAUAAGGGACAAAAGCGACGGCUAAGCUAUUAACUGGAAGAAUCCCAGUUUAACGUCUUGUAGUACAUAUUUGGACAAGAAACGGUUUUCGGGAACAUGUAAUUAUACUCCGCGGUAGAAAUUAUAGAGAGUGACUCAUCGCUAGCUUUUGGACUAGUAAGGGGGAUGAAGC